AUGGCAGCAGCAGAAAAGUCAGCCACAGAAGAGGCAUAUUCCGGUCCCUCCGUGCGCAUUCCUUUCAGUGGAUUCCUGUUUGACAUGGACGGCACAAUCAUCGACUCUACCGCGGCCGUGGUCAAGCACUGGUACACUGUUGGCAAGGAGAUUGGCGUAGAUCCAGAAGUCAUUCUGGAGACGUCACACGGCCGCCGAAGCAUUGACAUGCUCAAGAUUCUCGCCCCGGAAAAGGCGAACUGGGAGUAUAUCUGCGCGAUGGAGGGCCGCCUUCCGAAGCUGUAUGGCGAGGACGCUGUCGAAAUUCCGGGAGCCCGCGCGCUGAUCGACGAGCUAGGCCGCCUGGACCGCCCGUGGGCCAUUGUCACGUCGGGCUCGCAGCCGCUGGUGACGGGCUGGCUGGCCCGCCUAGGUCUGCCCACGCCCGAGCACCUGAUCACGGCCGAGUCCGUGGCCGAUGGGAAGCCCAACCCAGCCUGCUACCAGCUGGGCCUAGAGGCGCUCCAGCUCACGGCCGUGGCCGAAUCUGUGCUCGUGCUCGAGGACAGCCCCGCCGGUAUCAGAGCCGGCAAGGCGGCCGGCUGCAAAGUGCUCGGCCUUGUCACCAGCCAUACGGCCGAACAGGUCGCUGCAGCCGGCCCCGAUUGGAUUGUCAAAGACCUCACCUCCGUCCGGGUGGUCGAGCAGCAAGCUGCGGCCGGAGGAAAGACCUCCACUACGUUGGAGUUUUCCAACACGCUAGUGCUGCCCAAUGCCUAG
Molecule: messenger RNA, 759 nt
Organism: Grosmannia clavigera kw1407
Lineage: Eukaryota; Fungi; Ascomycota; Sordariomycetes; Ophiostomatales; Ophiostomataceae
Product: glycerol-3-phosphate phosphatase
Exons: 3
Coding region: 1-759 (252 amino acids)
Molecular function (GO): beta-phosphoglucomutase activity; sugar-phosphatase activity
Source: RefSeq, a predicted model, not a curated record